This is a messenger RNA of Fusarium oxysporum Fo47, 658 nucleotides long. RefSeq lists its product as uncharacterized. NCBI's taxonomy places the organism in Eukaryota, Fungi, Ascomycota, Sordariomycetes, Hypocreales, Nectriaceae. The record is from RefSeq and is a predicted model, not a curated record. The coding region runs from base 1 to 453 and encodes 150 amino acids. The transcript has 5 exons.
AUGGCAACAUCAUUUCAGGCAGUUAUUACGACCACUUGGACAAGCACAGCCAAGGCAGCGUGCAUGUUGACCGGGAUCUUAGACAGCAUUGAAAAACCGGAAUUCAAGGUCGGAUCUGCAUGUCACGAAGUUGCCAUUGACGAUGACUCGCAGAGACAAACCCGCAGGGCGAGCCAAGUGACCAACCUGUCAAAUAGAGCGUUUGUCCUGACCCAGCUAGUCUCUGAAAACUUUUCAAGCCAUUUCCUAAACGCUGAUAUCCAUUAUGUGAGAAUGUGUGUGAUGUCAAACGAAAAUCUGGAGAAGGCGGGAUUCCAUGCAAAAACUGCAGAGCCUCGAAUAACCGGGCCUCUUCCCCACUGGUACUGCACUGUACUCCGUGAGGUCAUGAUCACGAUCGGGGGUGUUGCUGCAGCCAAAAUUCUUUCUUCUCGACUCUUCUGGCGGGCUUAGCUGGGCUGGGCUCCGCUUCAGGAGGGGUGGUGGUGGUACAGUACAGUAGCGAGCAGGUACCAAUUGGAGAGGAGAGGCCUCAGGACGACCGGGCCGGUGAUGUUUAUUGUCUGAAUACUUCUAUCUCUUCUUGUGUAUGCCAAGUUUCUACUUUGCUGAUUGUGAAGUGAAAUAUGAGGAAAUCGAACCAAGUGACUGGGCAAAC